Molecule: messenger RNA, 6096 nt
Organism: Diorhabda sublineata
Lineage: Eukaryota; Metazoa; Arthropoda; Insecta; Coleoptera; Chrysomelidae
Product: elongation of very long chain fatty acids protein AAEL008004-like
Exons: 10
Coding region: 442-1395 (317 amino acids)
Biological process (GO): sphingolipid biosynthetic process; fatty acid elongation, polyunsaturated fatty acid; fatty acid elongation, monounsaturated fatty acid
Cellular component (GO): endoplasmic reticulum membrane
Molecular function (GO): fatty acid elongase activity
Source: RefSeq, a predicted model, not a curated record
UCAGUGACCUACUUUAAACCAGAUACCUACUUUUAAUCUCACCUAUGUAAUUGUAGUGCAAUCAAAUAUACAUUCCGUUCAUUUGACCAGUGCCGUCUUUAUUAACAUCAACAUCGGAAGAUUUAGAGCUAGAUAACAUAAUACUCAGUCAAAGGGAAUUUUCUGGUUUUUGUGUAGUGAAAUGGACAAGGUUAUCACAUCAUUUGUGCAAUGUUCGAUUUCCAGAGUGGUAUUUGAAGUUCAAGAGAAUCCUAUAAUUAUUAUUGCAAGGUAUAACUCGAGACGAAAUAUCCCGGAACGAACUAUAUCUAAGAAAUUACUGUAGGAGGCGACCUUACUGGUGGAAGGUAAAGUUACCAGGACAAAACGAGAAAGGACGUUCUUGAAGACAGGUCUAAAAAAAGUCACCGGCGACCCAACUUGCAGACAAAUAAAUCAACGAUGGCUGUUGUAACGGAUAUUUAUAGGGGCGUCAAUAACUAUUUAAAUAAAUAUCAAGAUCCAAGAACUGCUGAUUGGUUCUUAAUGUCAAGUCCUUUUCCAACGUUGGGAAUAUGCCUUUCAUAUGUAUUUAUAGUUAAGGUAUUAGGUCCUAAAUUGAUGGAAAAUAGGAAACCUUUCAACUUAAAAACUACAUUAAUUUAUUACAAUUUCGCUCAAGUUGUGUUUAGUAUAUGGCUAUUUUAUCAAAUAGGAAUCUCAGGAUGGUUUACGGGUGAAUAUAGUUUUAGAUGUCAGCCAGUAGAUUAUUCCAAUAAACCAAGUACAAUAAGAAUGGUGCAUGCAUCAUGGUGGUACUUUUUCUCAAAAUUUACAGAGUUUCUUGAUACCAUAUUUUUUGUCAUGAGAAAGAAAAACGAUCAUGUGUCAACUCUUCAUGUGAUCCACCAUGGUAUUAUGCCAAUGUCUGUAUGGUUUGGUGUUAAAUAUACACCAGGUGGUCACAGUACAUUCUUUGGAUUCAUCAACACUUUUGUUCAUAUAAUCAUGUAUACAUACUACAUGUUAUCUGCUAUGGGACCACAUAUGCAAAAAUACCUCUGGUGGAAGAGGUACCUCACUACAUUCCAAAUGGUUCAAUUUGUGGCAAUAAUGAUACAUGCUUUCCAACUUCUCUUUAUCGACUGUAAUUAUCCAAGGGCUUUCGUAUGGUGGAUCGGUAUGCAUGCUGUCAUGUUCUUUUUCCUUUUUAAAGAAUUCUACAAUCAAACUUACAUUAAGAGAAGACUCAGUGAAGAGAAGAAGCAGAAAGAACUAGUCGCUAAUGAAAAGAAGCAGAAUGGCUACACAAAUGGUCACGUUGAACAUAAUGGCGUACACAAAAAUGGAAUCAGCAAUGUUAGUGAAUAUUAUGUUAGUGGAACAUCAGAUAUCCACAAGAGGAUAAAUUUAUAGUGAUAUUAGUUGUAUUAGCUCUUUUAUAAUAAUUCCAAUGAAAUGGACGAAUUUACUUAAUUUAAUUGUGGUGAAUGACUAGUAAUUUUAGGGAAAUGAAAAAGGUUUUUUAAGGAACAGCAAGCACCUGAUAAACAACUGUGUUCAAAAAUUCAGAGUGUACAGUAUGUGACAAUUAAUCUACGUAAUUAAAUACCCAUUAUAUUUGUACUUUUGUAUAAUUUUACGCAACAAAAAAUUCAAUAUGUAGGUUUUUUGUCACAUACUGUACCCUGUUGUUUGGCGUUAUUUAUCUGAUAUAUUGAUUGCAAGGUUGAAAACUAUUGUAUUUUCUAGUAGCACAAUAAUUAAUAUUGCAAAAUGUGACAAAACUUUUGUAAAUGUAGUACAAUCAAUCAUUAUUAUCAACUUGUGCCUUUAGAAAUAAUAUAUGGUAGUAAGAAUUGUUAUAUAUUAGUUAAUCUAUCAGUAAAUAACGUCAAAUCAAAAACGACUGUAAGCUAUUUCCAUUAAUGUAGUUAAUAUUAUGUUACUUAUUCUAACAAAUUUUGUAUAUUUUUGAUAAUUUGCUUUUGCGUUUUGGCAAAAAAUAUGCAAACUUGUUAUAUGACAUAUGUCAAUUAUCCAGAGUAAAUUUCUCUUUCACAUUCUCUCUUUUACAAACAACCAUCAAAAAAUUACUUUUAUUUUUUUUGUAAUAAUUUUCAAGUAAUUAAUUUUGAGGUGAAGUCAGCUCUAGCUCAUCUAAAAAAUGGAAAAAUUCCUCUCAUAAUCAGUUCACAGUUCAAUCAAACCUAAAUAAAUUCUCAAUUUGAACUGAUUGUUGCUGGACAACAAUUUUGUUUAACUAUUGAAUAAAUCGACCUUAAUGUGAAUAUAUUUUUGUAGAAAUCCUGCAGAUAGUAGUAAAUAAAUAACUAUCAAUAUAUAAGUUCUUAAAUACUUACCAAAGACCUGUAGUAUAUACAGAUUAAGAAAGUAUAUACAGAAUAGGAAUUAUGAAUAUUUGUUACCAUUCUGAUCUUAAAUACCUCAAUUUAUAUUGGGCAAACUGACUUUUCUAAUAAAUAAAGUACAGUUAACUGGCCCUACUAGACAUAAACUGGCAAUACUCAAAAUCCUGUUCAUUUUGGUAGAACAAAUUUCAAUUUUUUAAUAAUAAAAUAUUUGAAUUAUAGGUUGUUAUAAUAAAUUAUGCAAUUUCUCAAUUAUUUGGAAGUAUACUUCUGUAUAUAAUAGAACUUUCUAUCAAAUUUCUGUUAUGUAUCAAUAUUAAUUUAUUUUUAAAACAAUAAAUCUGGUCAACAGACACUUCGAGUGGCAAAUAAAUAGAAUUUCAAUUAUUUCAAUCACAUAGUGAUAAAAUAAUGCCUUGAAGCAACGUUCUAUGCACAAAAAUUUUUUACCAUCUUAUUUAAUACCUUUUCCACUGCUUGAAAAGCUUUUCGAAAAUUAAAAAAUUUAAAAUAUAAAUUUUUAAGUAUUUACUAUUAGUAUCUUUAGCAUGACAUGGAUUGUCUUUUGUAAUUUCUUUGUCUAUAUAUAAAAAACUAUUUAGUUUGUUAUUACUAAUUUGGCAAUUUUAGAUAAAGAAUCAUAUGAAUGACAAAUCACUUGAAAUCAGAAACAGAUGGGCUUUUGUGUAACCAAAAAUUAAGUACCACAUCUUUCGAUUGGAAUUAAUUAAACAACUUCAUUAUAUUUAAUUUAAAAAUAAAAUUUUGCCACACUCAGUUAUAUUUUCAUACAAAAGAAGUUAAUAUGAAAUCCACGUUGUUUUACCCAUCCAAUAACCAAAUAUAUAGUGCCAAUAGCUGUAUAGAAAUGCAGUUAAACAAUGUAUUAACUGACAUUAUAAAACAAACGGAAUUGAUUUUUUGUACGAAGACAAAUUUUACGAUGGUUUGAAAUUUUCUAAAUGAAGUUUUCCCAAUAGAAGUAAGAAUGAUAUGUACAAGGUCAAGGGCGUCGCCAACCAAUGGCCAGCAGGUUGCAAGUUGAUAUGGAGGAUGAGAAAAGUACGAAUUGUAGGUAAAAUUGAGACCACAUGAAGGUUUUCAUUUGUAGUAUCAGUUUUACAUCUACGGUACAGAGUAUAACGUGUAGAGCUACACAUGUUAUUAACUGUACAAUUAAAAUAAUAGUUGAAAAUAAAUUAUUACAUUUGAUAAUUUUCUUGGAAUCUCUAGAGGGGGCAGUUAAUUCUCCCUGUGCCCUUUGGUGACGCUCUUGUACAAUAGAUACAUUAUACAGAGUAUCGACAAACUGUAGUAUCAAAUGCAAAUUAUAUAUGCUACAUAUUGUUUUAUAUCAAAAUAAUGAGUAACCUGUAUCCAAGAGUUAAUUUCUGAAGAUGAUGUUGUCAAAUCUGUUUUAUAAAUAGUAUCUAGGCUAAGCUACUGCGUAUAAACAUGAGCGUGCAACGUAGAAGAAUUAUUGGGUAAAUUUUGUAAACAUUUUAGUUCUACUUUGAAACUAUAAGGUAUUUUCAGAAAAAAAUACCAUCAAAUUUACUUGUUGUUCCUCCAAGAUGAUGCACAUGUUUAUCAAUAAAAAACAAUUUAUUUUCGUAAGUUUAUACAAUGUAGCAAGAGUGGUUUUCUAGGUAGCAUUUUUUCUGAGAUAUACUGAUGGUUACUGAGAUGUAGAUUAUAUGAUUAUACAAUCACAAGUGGUAUCUGUAGUUUGCAUUUGGCAGGAAAAUUUUCUUAUAUCCUAAUCAGGGAAUACAUGGAUACUCAUAUAAAUAUAAGAAGUAAUGAGGUAGAACGAAUAUUAAUUACUAUUUGCUGUGAUAGGAGAAUUCAAAAGGUGUGAUGCUAUGAAGUCUAUUCCCAAACUAGUAUGGAAUUUGCAAAAGAGAAGGAAACUUGGGAUACUAUUCAGAAAGGAUCAAAAUUUAAUUUACAGAUGAUUUUCUUGUAUAUUUGAAACCGAUAAAAGAAAUUAUGAAAAAUCGCUUGAAACAAUCAAAGGCGUUGAAAACAAUUUUGGAAAUCAGUAAAGUUGAAAAUAUAACAUUUUUACCCCUUAUCUACUUAUGAAAAUAUAAAAAACAAUUCAGGAAAUUAGUUAAAACAUUGAUCAUGUAGUGGAACUAGAUCUUCUUCUUGUCUGUAUGCAGAUUACCCUUAUGUCCAGGAAUUUUUGGUUACUUUAAUUCCAUACAUAUUUCUUUUGGAAACACUGAAAAGUCUCGCUUAAAAUGAAAAUAGUCUGCCCCUUAUCCCUUUUUUUCUUUAUUUUUGCUUCAACUAAUUUACAUUUCCCAGUUCUGUUUUCCCAAACUGCUCCUGGUGCUCGGAAAUUUAUCCGACGAAGUUCAUAUAUCAACUCCGCCGAUGUAAAGUACUUAAAAUAUACUGAAAAACGUUAACCACGAUAUUCAUUGUGAAUAUAGGAACAAAUUUUACCACAAAUUAUUCCCGAGGACAUCGACAUAAUGUACAGGGGGUUACUACGUAUAUGCCUUCUGUAAGAAUUUGAGAACCAUCCAUGUCUAAAUUUUUGGCUUCUUCUGGCAGUUCAGCAACUGAAAUUUGUUUCUUUCUAAGGAAAAACAGAACUGUGACUAGUAAAAGAUCUAGCGAGCAGAAACGGUUCAUCAUUCGUGUAUAUCGUACUCAACACAAGUAAUAACAUUGUAUAAUACUCCUUGGGCGUUAAUGGGUUAAGCUUCGUGGUCUAUGAAUAUUUCUAACAAAACCGGCAGAAAACUAGUAAAACUUUCUAAUUUUUGAAAAAACGGAUUACUAGAAUCCACUGAGCAAGAUACUUAUUUAAUGAUGAGAAUAGUAACUACCAGUACUUACUAUACAGAUUGUAGCAGGUGAAAUAAUCAGUUUUUAGGACGGUUUUUUUGUGGUUGACAAAUGAACUACGUUACAUUGUAUAUUGUUACGAUCCAGGCAAGCUAUUAUUGGAUAAACUAGCAUUUAGAAACUAUAUCUAUGAAUGUGAUAUUUUGUUGGAUAAUUGUUUCAAAUAAAAAACCUAUCCUUGAAAUUCUGAGAAAAAAUUUUGAAAACUGAGCGAAUUAUUGAAAUAACUCACGAGUUCGUUUAAUAUCAUACAUUUCUAGUAUUUCUUUGUUUUGUUUCACUUGGUUCUAACAUAAAACAGCAACAACUGUGAUAUUUUUGAAGCAUUCGAGUAGUUUCAACUGACGAAUUGAAAAAUUUUCAAUAUGUUAGUAAUUACCUUUCAAGUUUUCGUUUAUUUAAUACAUUUUUUAAUCACCAACAGUAAAUUUUAUCAUGUACUUAGGAAUAUUAGAUGUUCUAAGUAUAUUUUAAAUUUAUAUUAUAUCAAUUUUUUAAUUAAUAAUUCUUUCUUGAUGAAAUAAUUGUUAUUGAAACGAUAUAAUUGUAUGUUGAAUUGUUAAUUGUUUCAUAUACAUUAUUUCAUGAAAAGGUAUUGCUUUCAAACUUUUUUCUCAGUGUAUUAUUUUUCACUAAUUAGGUGCUAUUGUUAAUGUAAUAUUAUUGUUAAUUGUAUUUUUUUAGAUAUUUAUUCCACGUUUCAGUUCUGGAAACGUAAAAAAAUAUUAUUAAAUCCUACUAAAAGGGAGUUGAAAAAUAAUAAAAAAGUUGUUGAAAUUUGAAUAAAUUUACAAUUUUAAAAUGUUUCUGGUAUAUUCGAUAUCAAUUGUACCUUAUUGUAUUUUUAUACUCACCAUUUGAAUAAAGAUAGUGAAUAAAA